Messenger RNA from Closterium sp. Naga37s-1, 4716 nucleotides. The record is from the annotation of a GenBank genome assembly. Lineage: Eukaryota; Viridiplantae; Streptophyta; Zygnematophyceae; Desmidiales; Closteriaceae.
AUGGACCCUCACGGUGUUCCCAAGCGCUGCCACUACGGAACUGACUAUAACGAGUACCAGGACACCCCAUGCGACCACUCCGCGUACGGCCGGUGGCUCUUCGACCCGCCAAGGGCCAAGUACACGUGGCAGCUGUACCCGUGCGCACAGCCACUCCCGCCGCCCUCUGAAUGGCUCAGCGCGCUUCAGUCUCGGGAUAUCUACGAGAUCAACAUCGUGGGUGAUUCACAUCAACGGUUCCUGUUCAACUACCUUUUCUUCUUGCUGACGGGAGAGGCGUAUGCAUCGGACACCAAGAAAUGUGCUUAUAUGAUGCACGAGGUCAUGCCCUCUCGGCCCUCCUCUCCUCCUCUUCCUCCUCCCUCUACUCCCUCUCCUCCCGCUCCGUCUGCUUCAUCCCCGGCUCGUCCCACGAUCUCAGCGUCAGAUCCGGUUUCUGGAGCCUUUGCUCUUCCCUCUCCUUCUGCCGUCUCUGCUCCGGCUGCUGAUGUGCCUGCGACCCCUGCUGCUGCCACCUCUGCUCCUGCUGCCGAGGGGGGCAUCACAAGGCAGCAACAGCAGUCAGGCUGCAGAGCUGCGGCCGUUGAAGCUCAACUUCUACUGGAUUGCUGGGAUCUACAAUCUGGCCUCCUCCCCUCAGGAAAGGAGGAGGAGGAGGAGGAGGAGGAGGAGGAGGAGGAGGAGGAGGAGGAGGAGGAGGAGGAGGAGGAGGAGGAGGAGGAGGAGGAGGAGGAGGAGGAGGAGGGGAAGAAGGAGCAGCAGCAGGUGCUCCUGCUGCUGCUGCAGCACGCGCAGAAGGUGAGGCGAGAAGCAGAGCAGGUACGGAUUCGAAGCGAAAGCGAGGUAGCAUAUAUGGAGGAUGGAGAGGAGGAAGAGGAGCAGGAAGAGGAGGAGGAGGCAGACCUAGAGAAUAUCCAGAACCUUGGAAAUAUCCAAGUAGAAGAGCCGUUGCUACGGGGGAUGGAGGAGCUGGUUCAGCCAAUAGCGUCGCAGGCCCGGCCGCCCUUCGACCAAUGGGGAGCGAGCGGGCGGACGGAGUGGGCCUUUGCACUGACCCUCCGGGUGGCGUUGACUGGCGUUGACUCGUUUGACCUGGCGCUACAGCCGCUGGUGGACGAGGAAGGGCUCACAGGGGUGGAUCCCACAGUGGGAGUCUUCGUGGAGCGACCUGAUUGGCUGCUGCUCUGGAUCCAAUUGGAGCACGCCAGCGCACGCAGGGGCGUGCUAGCUGUCAUGGGCAGGGACGCUUCCUGGAAGGUUCCUCGGGAUGGGGAGGACGAGGCAAGCAUGGGGUUGCAGGAGUUGACCUCUACUGGCCUGCUGCUGAAUGUGGUUGACCGUUCUGCAGCAACGGAAACAGAAUUGUUCCCUGCAGCAGCAGCGGGAACGGCAGGAAACGGAAUUGUGGAGUUCCGACCGCCGCCCGUUGCUCUUCAGCUGAUUGAGAUUCUCCGGGCGGCUGUCUCCCGAUGCGGGCGGCUUUCCGGGACCGUAUCUGAAGGCACUGCAGCAAGCAGCACUGUAGCAGGCAGCAGUGACAGUAAUGAGGGGAGUGGCGCCAGCAGUAGCAUGACCAGCCCCAGGGCCAUCGGCCGCGGACGGCAGCGCCUGUCUUAUGUCGAGGGGCUCUGCCGCCCGAUUCUCUCGGCGUUUCUGAAAGAGACGGAGCAGAGAGCGGACGAGAUAGAAGCAGCAGGAGCCCUGGCGAGAGAUGGGGAUCUAGAGGAUAUGGCUGGGUGUGCCAAUGCUGCUAGGUUUGUAGCUCAUGCGCUUGGGACGUGGCAGGAUGAAGGGUUUCUUGUGGAGGCAUGGGAGGAAGGGAGGAGGGAGAGGAGGGAGAGGAGGGAGAGGCAGGCAAGGAGGAAGAAGGUGAGGGAGCCUCCUUUGCAGCAGAGGAAGAAGGAGAGUCAGCAGCAGCAACAGCAGAAGGAGAACGAGAGAGAGCAGGCUGAGGCAGGAAGACGAAAGGUGGAAGGGGAGGAUCAGGAGCAAGGGCAGGGGCAGGAGGAGGAGGGAGGAGGAGACGGAUGGGAGCUUUUGGAUGCUGAAGAGAAUGAAAUCGAAGGGGAGCAACAAGGCCUUGUGUUACACCAACAAAAACAGCACCAGCAUCAGGGGGAGAACCAGCAGAAGAUCCAAUCGGAGCAGCAAGGAGAGCAGCACGCAGGGCAACACACAGAGCAGCACAUGCACCGAAUUCAGGACCUACUAGACCAAUACUUUGGCCCUGGUCCCGACCUCUUCUCCUCUGAAAUCCACCGCCUCGCCUCCCUGCACUCCACGCUCGUCGCCAGGCUGGCGACAGCUGUCGCGCGUGGAUUUGUCACCCGCACCGCCGACUACCCACGUGCCAUUGUGCGCGUCCAGGCCCCUCCUCUCUCCCUUCCCUCUCCUCCCUCUCCUCCUUCCGGCGAUGCACACUCUCUCUCCCACUCCUCCGCCUCCCUCGGCCUCUCCUCCUCUCUGGUCGAUGCGCUCAUCUUCCUCCGCCUCCGAUUACUCUCCGCCCGCCACUCACUCGACGCGGCUCUCUUCUCCUCCUUCUGGCGCCACCUCGCUGCCUUCCUGGAUCGUUACCUAGUGGAUAAAAUCGUGUUGGGACGAGAGGUGAGCGUAGGCGUGGGUGUGGGGGUGGGGGGUACAGAGGUGGCAGGAGGGGGAGGGGUUGGAGGAGCUGGAAGGGUGAGCGGAGGGGCAGGUGUUUUUUCAGAUGGGAUGGGCGCUCGGGGUGCGUCGAGUGCGAAAAAGAGUGCUGCUGGUGGGGCGGGACUUGUGUUGGGCAGCUUGAAAUUUUCGGAGCGGGCGGGGCAGCAGUAUUCGUACGACAUGCAGGUGGUGGUGUCGGUGUUUGAGAUUGCCACCCCCCGGCCGCUUAACUUCUUCAAAAAGACGAGAGACGCCGCCCGGCUGAUGGCCAUGACGGAUAGAGACGCCAACGGGUUACUGUUCAUGCUGUCGCUGGUGAGUGGGUCUGGGGCAGCAUCGUCUUCAUCCUCGUUAUUAUCUUCUUCAUCAAAAGCACUGGCGUUGGCCAGUGCAGCUAUAGGGGCUGCUGGGGCGGCUGUUGGUGCUGGUGGUAGGGAUGUUGGCAGUGGCGGGGAUUCAGGGGGGGAUGCUGAAAAAGAAAAGAAAAAGAAAGAGAAGGAGAAGGAGAAUAAGAGCAGUGACAAGACGGGCGCUGUUGAUACGGGCGCUGCUAAACAGGUACCUGCUAAAGGGGAUGCUAUUAAAGGGGAUGCUGUCAAGGACGGCGCGGUCGAAGGCGAUACUACCGGAGAUCCCAAGGCUGGUUCAAAGGGUCCGGAGGAGCAAGGUGCCGGCAAGUCGCCACCUGCCGACGAGAAGUCAGGGAACGGCAAGGGGACUAAAGUGUCGCAGCCUCUUUCGCCAAAAGAGUCGCCCGGUGACUCGCCAGACGCGCCUUCCAGCAACCAGUCGCAGGAGCAGAAGGAGUCGCAGAAGUCGCAGGAAAGCUCCACAGAGCCUGCGGCAACGCCUGAAAAGCCGCCUGCUAGCGAAGCAGCGUCGGGAGAAAAGCCCGUCAAUGGUGCCGGCGACGAGUCAGCGCCGAAAACGGCGCCGAAAUCGGCACCGGAGCCCGCGCCGGAACCUGCGGCGGAACCACCGCCGGAACCUGCGUCAGAACCAACCCGAGCCGUAGAUGGCAAUUCCAAUCUGAGUUCAGAUGGCGGUGGCGGUGGGGAUGGAGGAGAGGGUUCAGGGGACAAUAGCACGGAAGCUUCGUCGAAUAAUCAGGGUCCGAGUCAGCCAAGCGAUGACGGAUCGUCGGGAGACAAGGGCGUGCAGGAGUGGAACGGAGGGUCGAAAGAUGACGGAAAAGAUGGCGGAAAAGGAGACGGAAGCGGUGACGGGGGGCAAGGGAAGGGCGGGACGGAAACCGCCGGGUUCAGGAUGAAAGACGUGAAGCGCGCCAAUUCCGUGAAGCCCCAGAAGAUCGACGGCUGGUUCGCCAUCCACGAUGGCUACAGUGGCGAAGCUUCGGCGCUUAAGGCGGCUGAUGUCAUCUUCUAUGGGGACUCGCUCAUAGAGGGAUGGAGUGAGAAGUUUCUGGGAAGGCAGCUGGGACUCUACGCUGGAGUCAGCGGCGUGUUCGAUGCUCUCAAGGCGUCUCUCGGUGCGGGGAAGGAGGUGCGGGCGUUUGGGAUUGCUGGCGAUACAACGGACGACCUUAUAUGGAGGUUGGAGAACGGCGAGCGCCCAGCCUCUCUCAGCCUCUCGCUGGCAGUGGUCUGCGUGGGCAUUAACGACGUUUUCGAGUCUGUUACUAACGGAGGCGUGGACGCGCAGGCGAUCGCUAGUAAGGUUGGCGAAAUGGUAACCGCAAUUCGCGCGUCACAACCCACCACGAAAGUGCUCGUCCUUGGCCUGUUACCCGAGGGGUACCUCUCAAAAUCAUCAACACCAGAUCCCCAGCCAGGGCAAGUCAACGCCGUUCUCGCACAGUCAAUUCCAGAUGGCACGAGCACCUACUUCCUGGACUGUAAGGAUGCGUUCCUUAACGAGGAUGGCCUUCUGCUUGAAGACCAUUACAUCAAUGAUACCUUCCAACGCCUACACCUGUCAGCAGCUGGUUACGACGCAUGGGCCAGAUGCAUUUCCCCACAGGCCCAGACCAUCCUCGGGGAGAAGCCUGUAGGCGUGCCUGUGGCAUCUUCUCCCGACCAGGGAAAUGACAGCAGGUCGACCAGGCAAUAG